CUAGCGUGCCCUGUGCUGCUGCUGUUGAGAAGACCUGCCGGCCCCGGCAGCCCCGUGUGCGGCGCACCUCGUCGCUGGACACCAUCGUGGGCUCGUACCUGUUGGGACAGUGGCCAAGGGACGCCGAAGGAGCUUCCACUUCGUGCAUGAACGACAAAGCCACCCAGACUCCGGUGUCCUGGCAUGACGCGGAAGCGGGGAAAGCCAGCUCCAGUGCUCACAAGCGUUCUGCUUCUUGGGGUAGCACAGAUCACCGCCGAGAGAUUGCCAAACUGAAGCAGCAGCUCCAGCGAACGAAGCUAAAUGGCAGAAGUGGCAAAGAGAAGGAGAAGAGCUCCCCGCUCCAGGGAGACCACGCUGUCCUUGGAUCGCUCAGGGACUCUCCUUCAGGCUUCCUUUUGCCAUCUCCCAUUUUGAGGCUCAGCCCCUGCUUGCACAGGAGCCUGGAAGGGCUAAACCAGGAACUGGAGGAGGCGUUUGUGAGGGAGCCGGGAGAUGAAGAGCUUUUGCGGAUACUGGAUGUCCCAGAUGGCCACAGGGCACCAGCGCCUGCCCAGAGGGGCUCGGGAGAUGCGUCCCUGACUCUGGAGCCCAGCAGCG
Molecule: messenger RNA, 600 nt
Organism: Leptosomus discolor (cuckoo roller)
Lineage: Eukaryota; Metazoa; Chordata; Aves; Leptosomiformes; Leptosomidae
Source: RefSeq, a predicted model, not a curated record